AUGACUGCCACCACUCACACCGAGUUCGACAAGGACACCGAAGCCCUGUCCGUAGCGACAGCGUUCCCAGAAGCAAUCAAAGGUCGAACCAUCCUCAUCACCGGUGUCAACAAGCUGGGUAUCGGGUAUACCACCGCCGAGGCUCUCGCCUCAAAAGCCCCAAAGUGUCUCAUCCUCGCCGGCCGUUCGCCUUCCAAGGUCCAAGAGUGUAUUGACAUCUUGGGUGCUCAAUACCCAAACACAGACUACCGCCUCUUGGAAGUCGACCUUAGCUCCCAAGCAUCUGUCAGGACAGCAGGGUCAAUCGUGAUGGGCUGGUCCGGUGUCCCCACGAUCGACCUCGUCAUCAACAACGCCGGAGUCAUGAACCUGCCGCAGCGCACGCUCAGCGCUGACGGGAUCGAAAUGCACUUUGCCACCAACCAUCUUGGCCAUUUCCUGCUGAGCAACCUCGUCAUGCCCAAGGUGAUCGCUGCCGCAGAAAAGGCAUCUUCUUCCGCACCAGGCUUCGUCCGCAUCAUCAACGUCAGCAGCGUCGGCACCAGGGUCUCGCCGCUGCGUGUCAGCGACGUCAACUUCACCAAGCCAGUCAAGGAGCUUCCCGAGUCCGAGAAGCCCAAUUUUGCCCUCUUAAAGGCCGCAUACCUCCCGGCCGAAGAAGACAUGGUGUACAUUCCUUUCGCGGCCUACGGACAAAGCAAGACCAGCAAUGUGUUGUUCUCUGUCGGUCUCAACGACAGGUUAUACGACAAGCAUGGUAUCCUCAGUCUCGCUCUGCAUCCGGGAGAGAUGCUGAGUGAGCUGAGCCGACACACGGACAAGGAAUGGUUGGAAAAGAUCUCAGAAUUCAGAGCGGCCCAAGGUAUUGACUUCAAAUCUCUCGAGGCAGGAGCUAGCACUACUCUCGUCGCGGCGUUAGACCCCAAGCUUAGUCGACCCGGCGCUGAUGGAAAGGGCUACUUUCUCAGUGAUUGUCGGAUCGGCAAUGUCGAGCCAUAUGCUGUGGAUGAGGGCAUUGCUCGUAAAUUAUGGGAGCUUAGUGAGGAUUUCGUUGGGGAAAGUUUUACGUGGUGA
Messenger RNA from Exophiala spinifera, 1074 nucleotides. RefSeq lists its product as uncharacterized. The coding region runs from base 1 to 1074 and encodes 357 amino acids. NCBI's taxonomy places the organism in Eukaryota, Fungi, Ascomycota, Eurotiomycetes, Chaetothyriales, Herpotrichiellaceae. The transcript has a single exon. The record is from RefSeq and is a predicted model, not a curated record.